AUUAUAUAUAUGUGCCAGUACGCUGAAACAUGAAGUGAACAAUUUGGAGAAUUAUCUAUAUUAUAUAGAGCUCAUUGCUAUGGGAAUUACUUGGAUUUGCUCAUAUCUGCUUCUUCUAAUUUUGUUCAAUUCUAGCUUUGCCACUUCUCGUUCCAUAGUCAAGACUCUACCAGGUUUUGAUGGCGAUCUCCCAUUCAAGCUGGAAACUGGCUACGUAGGUGUGGGUGAAAUGGAUGAUGUGCAGUUGUUUUACUAUUUUGUUGAGUCUCAAAGAGAACCUUCAAGUGAUCCACUCCUAGUUUGGCUUACUGGAGGGCCCGGUUGUUCUUCUUUCAGUCCAUUCUUCUAUGCAAACGGACCAUUAUCUUUUGAUUAUAUAUUUUCUGAAAGACGGCUACCCACACUUCAUUUGAACUCGGACACUUGGACAAAGCGCCUUAACAUAUUGUACAUAGAUGCACCGGUUGGCACUGGAUUUUCUUAUUCGAAAAGCUAUGAGGGCUACUAUUCGGACGACCAAAAAUCAGUAGCAAAUCUUUAUAAUUUUCUGCAAAAGUGGUUGAUCGAUCACCCCGAAUUUGCAGAAAAUCAUCUUUACCUUGGUGGUGGUUCGUAUUCUGGCAUUCUUAUUCCAGUCACAGUUCAAAAAAUAUAUGAUGCAAACGAAGCUGGGCACAAGCCACACUUUAAUAUCAAAGGAUACGUGCUCUCGAGCCCAAAGUCAGAUUCAUAUCUUGAUGCCAACUCAAAAGUUCCAACUGCUCAUCGUUUGACUCUUAUAUCAGAUGAACUUUAUAAGUCGGCCAAAACAAGUUGCAAGGGUGAUUAUGUCAAUAUAGAUCCAACCAACGAAGGAUGUAUGGCGGAUGUUGAAGCUAUAGAUGAGUUACUCCGUGGAAUAAACACAGCUCAAGUUCUAGAACCGGUAUGUGCUAAGGGUUCUUUGAAAGCAGAUAAAGUAGAUUGGGAUCAAAAAAUUCUCAUGAGUACUCCCAACUAUUUCCUCCAUUCAUUGCCUCGAAAUAGUGCAUUUUGGUGUCGUGAUUACGAGCUUCUACUAGCUGAAAUUUGGGCAAAUAAUCCAAGUGUUCGAGAAGCUCUUUAUGUUAGGGAGGGAACCAAAGGCUAUUGGCAUAUGUGCAACUCCAGCCUAGCUUACACAAAGAAUAUUUUGAGUACUAUUGAUUACCAUCAAAAUCUCAGUAGAACCAACCUUCGAGCUCUCAUAUAUUGUGCUGAUCUAGACAUGUCAAUACCACAUAUCGCUACCCAAGAAAUGAUAAGGUCUUUGAAUUUGACUUUGGACGAUUCAUGGCGUGCAUGGUUUGUUGAUGCUCAAGUUGCAGGAUACACAGAGAGGUACAGAAAUAAUGAUUUCUACAUGACAUACUCAAGUGUCAAGGGAGCAGGUCAUGUAGCCGAAGAGUACAAGCCUAAGGAGGUCGAUGCCAUGAUUGAUAGAUGGCUCGCAUAUUAUCCUCUCUAAUUAAUAAUAAUCACUUGAUUGAGGGAGUAAUUAAUAGGUACUCUCAUGAAUGUAAGAGGAGAGAACUGCAAGAUUUUAAGAAAACUUUAUUUGGCCCACGUUUAAAUGAUAAAUGAAAACUUAUGUUUUAAGGAUUUUAUUUGUAAAAGACGUUAUGGUGAAUAACAAUUUCUAAGUAACUCUCAAUUGGUAUAACCCCUUUGGUUAUUAAACACAUUGAAGUUACAAGUUUUAAACUCCUUGAUAAAAGGAGGUUAUAGAACAAAUCUUAAUUUAAAA
Molecule: messenger RNA, 1765 nt
Organism: Quercus lobata
Lineage: Eukaryota; Viridiplantae; Streptophyta; Magnoliopsida; Fagales; Fagaceae
Product: serine carboxypeptidase-like 16
Exons: 14
Coding region: 80-1486 (468 amino acids)
Biological process (GO): proteolysis; secondary metabolic process
Molecular function (GO): acyltransferase activity, transferring groups other than amino-acyl groups; serine-type carboxypeptidase activity
Source: RefSeq, a predicted model, not a curated record